CACAGCAUGAAAGAGAAGUGAAAUACAAACCUGAAUGCAACCUGAAAGGUCUAAAUAGAUGAGCUUGUGACAUCCUUUCCCAGAUCCCAGGGAUUCCACAUACACCAGCUGUACCUCCUCGAUUCGGAACAGUAUUAGCUCCAAACUCAGAUUUCAAAGGAAUACUGUGACUGUUCCAGCUGUCACAGAAAGUAAUUAGGGCCAGCUGGAUGUCAGAAUGAAAGUGGCUACGAUUAUACUACUCCUUUUAUUUUGUAAAGCAGCCUACUUUAGGAAGACAAGGAACGGGAGUUUGAGAAACAAAGCAAAUAAUGGAAGGACAAACAGCUUAAGAAAAGCAUCGAGUACUGUUAAGCGUUAUGCCCCAGGCCUCCCCUGUGAUGUGUAUACUUAUCUUCAUGAGAAAUACUUAGAUUGCCAAGAAAGAAAACUGACUUUUGCGUCUCCUGAUUGGCCUGAGGAUUUAAGACACAUGCUGCUAGCAAGAAACAGGAUUCGCAAACUGAAGAAUAAUAUGUUUUCCAAGUAUAAAACACUAAAAAGUCUGGAUUUACAACAGAAUGAUAUAUCAAAAAUUGAAAGUGAGGCUUUUUUUGGUUUAAACAAACUUACCACACUCUUACUUCAGCAUAACCAGAUUCAGAUUUUAUCAGAGGAAGUUUUUAUUUAUAUGCCCCUUCUAAACUACCUGCGUCUUUACGAUAAUCCUUGGCAUUGCACCUGUGAGAUGGAAACUCUUAUUACAAUGUUGCAGGUUCCAACAAACAGGAAUUUGGGAAAUUAUGCCAAGUGUGUACACCCAAUAGAACUGAAAGAUCAAAAGCUAAAGCAGAUAAAAGCUGAACGUCUAUGUAGUGAAGAGGAAAGACUGGACCCCAAAAAUAUAGCAGCAGCAAAGCCUGAAGUUGUCAAACCAGAAUUUGAUUCCUCUCUCUGUCAUAUUUAUGUAUUUCCCAAACAAACAUUGGAUUGCAAAAGAAAAGAGUUAAAGAAAGUUCCAGGUAACAUACCUCCAGAUAUCGUUAAACUCGAUUUAUCUAACAACAAAAUCAACCAACUACAAGCCAAGGAGUUUGAAGAUGUUAAUGAACUGAAGAUAUUAAACCUUAGCAGUAAUGGAAUAGUUUACAUAGAUCCUGCUGCUUUUUCAGGACUCUUUAACUUAGAGGAGCUUGAUUUAUCAAACAACACACUGCAAAAUUUUGAAUAUGGAGUAUUAGAAGACCUAUACUUUUUGAAAAUAUUAUGGCUGAGAGAGAACCCUUGGAGAUGUGAUUACAACAUUCAUUACCUUUUCUACUGGUUAGAGCAUCACUACAAUGUUCACUACACGGGCCUAGAAUGCAAAAUGCCCGAGGAAUACAAAGGGUGGUAUGUUGGAAAAUAUGUCCGAAGUUAUUAUGAGGAGUGCCCAAAAGACAAGCUGCCAAUUUAUCCAGAAACAUUUGAGCAGGACAAAGAUGAUGAGGAAUGGGAACGACACAAAGAACAAUCAGUUCAAACAGUAAAGAAGCACGGUGUAAUUGUCACUGUAAUAGGUUAAUUUGGAAAAUUUUUUUAUUACUAGAUUCAAAUUUUUCAUAUUUUUAUGUCAGAAAAAAUCCUGUUUACAUUUUUGUUACUUGUGUUGUUUGUCUAUAAGGAAAUAUCUGCCUACAUAGAUUUUUUUAAUUGAAGUUACUAACUACAUGAUGGUAUCAGUUAUACAUCAUCUUUUAUAAAAAGAAUUUACUGUUUCUUA
Caretta caretta (loggerhead turtle) is the source of this 1741-nucleotide messenger RNA. RefSeq names its product leucine rich repeat containing 17 (gene LRRC17). NCBI's taxonomy places the organism in Eukaryota, Metazoa, Chordata, Testudines, Cheloniidae. Gene Ontology annotation, molecular function: protein binding. The record is from RefSeq and is a predicted model, not a curated record. Gene Ontology annotation, cellular component: plasma membrane.